Messenger RNA from Notolabrus celidotus (New Zealand spotty), 868 nucleotides. It is a transcript of the gene commd5, whose product is annotated as COMM domain containing 5. The coding region runs from base 93 to 785 and encodes 230 amino acids. NCBI's taxonomy places the organism in Eukaryota, Metazoa, Chordata, Actinopteri, Labriformes, Labridae. The transcript is spliced from 7 exons. The record is from RefSeq and is a predicted model, not a curated record. Gene Ontology annotation, cellular component: nucleus.
AGCGAGAGCGAGACUACCGGGAUGAAGACGAGAAUCUCGUGACAGGAAGGCGGAAGUAAACUAGCCAGGUAGCAUAACAGACUGCAACCUGUAUGCUUCAAAUAUCCUCCUGUACUCACCUCUACAAAAACACACAGCGCCAGAUGAUCAUGUCUUCAAGUCAUGCGAAGGACUCCAGCUUCUGGGGAGGCAGAGUACCACCAGAACUAGAGUCCAUGUCCAAAAACCUUAAGGAUGUGGACCAGGAGACGUUCAGAAAACUCCUGAAAGCUGUUGUGAGUUCCCUGGAGAGGAAGGACUGCAGAGCGUCGAUGAAGUCUAUAGCAGAGACCAGCACGGUUCCACAGGAGAGGCUCGGUCACAUCGUAGCAGGGAUGUACAGGAUUUUGUCGGAGGCGAUCCGCAUCCCGUCAUCAUCUUUAAAGCCGGAUGCCUUCAAAGAAGAUCUCAGAGAGUUGAGGAUACCUGAAGACUUCAUCGCAGACUUUGCCAGUGUGGUUUUUGGCAGUCGGCGUGCAGCUCUAGAGACAGUGACCUCCCAGAACGAUCCGCACCUUCCUGCCUUACACGACUUUAAAUGGAGAGUGGAUGUGGCCAUUUCUACCAGCUCUUUAGCCCGGGCCCUGCAGCCGUCGAUCCUGAUGCAGAUGAAACUGUCAGACGGCAGCCUUCAGUGCUUUGAGGUACCUGUGUCUAAGUUCCAGGAGCUUCGUUACAACGCAGCUCUGAUCCUCAAAGAAAUGAAUGAUCUGGAGAAGAGGAGCAUUCUUCAGAUCCAGGACUGAUGGACUUAAACUGUGCUCAACAUCUUUGUACGUCAAAUGUUAUGGAUUCUUUUCAGGCUCAUUAAACUGAUUUCGUUAUGAAA